GCCUUGCCAUCAUGUUCAAGCUGCCGCUGCUGCUCGUCGCCUGCCUGGCUGCACUGGAGCCGGUCACACUGGCCAUCGUCCCGCCGGGGUACGUCAUCCUACCGGCGCGACAGGGCCGGUCCGCCUGCGGCCUCAGCGGCUACCGCCCAGGCUACGUCUGCUGCUGCUCGCGCCUGUCCGGCACCAGCGGCGCCCUCUACGGCGGCGGCUACGGCGGCUACACCCCCCGAUACCCUCCCCGAUACGCCGGCGGCUACAGCGGCGGCUACGGCGGCUACAGCAGCAGCGUCCACGCGCCGUCCUCCUGCUUCUACACUCGACCGGGAUAUACCCGCGGACUCGCGGCCGGCCUCGGCGGCGGCCACGGCGGCUACGGCGGCUACGGCGGCUACGGCGGCUACGGCGGCUACAGCGGCUACGGCCGCUACGGCGGCCUUGCUUACCCCGGUACCGGCGGCUACUACAGCGGCGUGCACCACUACACGUACUCGCCGUACUCGAGCUUCCGAGGCUGAGAGGUGCCGACGUUCGGACGUACCCAGCGGCACCAUUCAGGCGGCUGAAAAACCGCCGCACCGCUGCGACUAGGAAAAUGUUGCCAGCUUGUAACCUCGACGAAAACACUCAACAUUUACUUUAUUGGCAGACUUUUAGAACAUAAUACACUUCGCUUUGAUUGUAGUAUGGUCAGGCGCAUUAUGGACGGCAUGUGAGAUAACUUUGAUGAUCGAAACAGUAUACAUCGAGUCAGGAGGCAUGUCUGGAAAGACGCUGGCACGACGAACGCACCCAAAAUGUGGGUACAUUGAACUUGUAGUUCACCAAACCAGUUGGAAACCAAAGAUUAGCGGACAUUUAGGCCACUCUUUUCCUGGAUCUAGCCUCCCCUUCCUGGCGUGAGUCUCCAUCGCAGCUGGGCACAUUCAGUUGAAUACAAAUCCAAAGACAGUGAUGAGAGCACUUAUGGUGAACUGUAUGACGCUGAUGCCAACUAAUGCCAGCUGGUUCUUACUACAAGAUAUGCAAUUAA
This is a messenger RNA of Pollicipes pollicipes, 1030 nucleotides long. Its product is annotated as keratin-associated protein 19-2. The record is from RefSeq and is a predicted model, not a curated record. NCBI's taxonomy places the organism in Eukaryota, Metazoa, Arthropoda, Thecostraca, Pollicipedomorpha, Pollicipedidae. The transcript has 2 exons. The coding region runs from base 12 to 515 and encodes 167 amino acids.